AUGGACAAGACGCCUCAUGCAGUGUGUGUACCAUUUCCUGUACAAGGUCAUGUAAUACCAUUCAUGAAAUUAGACAAAAUUUUGCACUCAAGAGGUUUCUAUGUAACAUUUGUCAACACUGAAUAUAACCAUAGACGUCUAAUCCAAUCCCAAGGCCCUGACUUUGAGAAAAGCUUCCAGGAUUUCAAAUUUGAAACUAUCCCGGAAGGAUUUCCACCAUCAGAUCACCAUGCAACUCAAGAUCCUGUUUUGUUAUGUGACUCGAUAAGGAAGAACUGCUUGUCUCCUUUUCGGGAUUUACUAUCAAAGCUUAUUUCAUCACCGUUCAUUCCACCAAUUUCUUGUAUAAUAUCAGAUGGGAUGAUGAGCUUUGCCAUUAAGGCAGCACAAGAAUUUGGCAUCCUUGAUGUCCAAUUUUGGACAGCCUCAGCUUGUGGUUAUAUGGGAUACCUUCAAUUUGAUGAACUAAGAAGAAGAGGGAUUGUCCCGUUUAAAGGCCCUAACUUUGUGAAAGGCUUCCAAGAUUUCCAAUUUGAGACUAUCCCGGAAGGAUUGCCACCAUCAGAUCGUGAUGUAACUCAAGAUCCUGCUUCCUUAUGUGACUCGAUAAGGAAGAACUGCUUGACUCAUUUUUGGGAUUUACUAUCAAAGCUUAUUUCAUCACCGGUCAUUUCACCAAUUUCUUGUAUAAUAUCAGAUGGGAUGAUGAGCUUUGCCAUUAAGGCUGCACAAGAAUUUGGCAUCCUUGAUGUCCAAUUUUGGACAGCCUCAGCUUGUGGUUAUAUGGGAUACCUUCAAUAUGAUGAACUAAGAAGAAGAGAGAUUAUCCCGUUUAAAGGUCCAGCUCUGAAAUUCUGCGAACUCUAUCCAGUGUACUCACUUUUAUUUCUGGGUACAGGUGCACUAGCAGAUGAUGGAACAGGUCCCCUUUGCCUUUGUUGA
Molecule: messenger RNA, 942 nt
Organism: Solanum verrucosum
Lineage: Eukaryota; Viridiplantae; Streptophyta; Magnoliopsida; Solanales; Solanaceae
Product: linamarin synthase 1-like
Exons: 3
Coding region: 1-942 (313 amino acids)
Source: RefSeq, a predicted model, not a curated record